AUGAUUUCAUUAAGUAUCUAUCAUGUUAUCAUUGGGUACCUAUUUCGCGUUAUUGAAGUUUGGUUCACUAAAGCAGAACGCGAACUUUCAGCAGCAAGGCCCUUUGGAUACGGGCUGCGCAAGUUUUAUUAUUCCUCCCACCUGCUUAUACCACCCAAAAAGGAUGAGAAAGACAAAGAAGCUGAAAAGCCAGCAGUAAAACCACCGGAUAAGGAAGGAGCUGCACCGAAAAAAGUACAUAAAAUUUAUAUUGCAGUUACUUCUGAUAGAGGAUUAUGCGGCGGUGUGCACAGCGGUGUGGCGCGCCGCAUCCGCCGCGAGCUGACGGAGCUCAAAGUGGUUGACUCGCCGGAGCACCGCCUGGUUUGCAUCGGAGACAAGUCGCGCUCCAUGUUGCGUCGACUCUUCGCCAAGAACAUGCUUGUCAGCGUUAAAGAUAUUGGGAGGAUGACUCCAAUCUUCGCUGACGCAUCGACACUAGCGGCUGCCAUUGCAGACUCAAAAUUCAAAUAUGACAUGGGUGACGUGUUCUACAACAAGUUUUUUUCUGCGGUGAAGUACGAAUUAACCGUUGUUCCCGUCUUCAAUAAGUAUCAGAUUGAGUCUGCGCCAAACAUGACAGCGUUCGACGACAUUGAAGAAGAUAUGCUGGAGAGCUAUGCGGAGUUCACACUGGCGGCGCUGCUGUAUUACGUACUGAAGGAGUCGGCCACCUCGGAGCAGUCUGCGAGGAUGGCCGCCAUGGACAACGCCACGAAAAACGCUAGCGAGAUGAUCCGCAAACUGACACUCCUCUUCAACAGAACCAGGCAGGCCGUCAUCACUAAAGAACUCAUCGAAAUCAUAUCCGGGGCAUCGACGCUACAAGAGAAAUAAAACUCCGGAACGUGCCAUCACAUUGAUCGUCCCCAAAUGCAACUUUUGAGUGAAAUGUCCUAGUUGUAUUGUGAAAGUAUCAUUUAUUUUUUAUAGUAUAACUAUUUAGUUUUAUAAA
Pectinophora gossypiella (pink bollworm) is the source of this 994-nucleotide messenger RNA. Its product is annotated as ATP synthase subunit gamma, mitochondrial-like. Gene Ontology annotation, biological process: proton motive force-driven ATP synthesis. The transcript has 5 exons. Gene Ontology annotation, molecular function: proton-transporting ATP synthase activity, rotational mechanism. NCBI's taxonomy places the organism in Eukaryota, Metazoa, Arthropoda, Insecta, Lepidoptera, Gelechiidae. The record is from RefSeq and is a predicted model, not a curated record. The coding region runs from base 1 to 876 and encodes 291 amino acids.